Molecule: messenger RNA, 2887 nt
Organism: Schistocerca piceifrons (Central American locust)
Lineage: Eukaryota; Metazoa; Arthropoda; Insecta; Orthoptera; Acrididae
Product: 1-acylglycerol-3-phosphate O-acyltransferase ABHD5-like
Exons: 8
Coding region: 243-1409 (388 amino acids)
Cellular component (GO): lipid droplet
Source: RefSeq, a predicted model, not a curated record
CUUUGACUGUGUUAGCCUUGAAAGGCGUCAUGUAAUUAAUUUGGAAAAUUUUUAGUAUUUUUGUUGUUUGGCUUGUAUUUGGGAAUGGAUGACGUAAUGUGGAGUUUUGCGAAGUUAUAUCAUUCCUUAUUCAUGGCUCCUUCUCACUUUAAUAUGAACAUGAACUGACAAUAACCGGCAGCGUAUUAGUUUACGUGAAGUGUCAUUUCAGUACCACCUGAUAAGAAAGUUGCUAAUUGAAAAUGGCAGCUGAAGGUGGGGUUGUGAGCGUGAAAAGCCGAUUCAGCCAAUUGUGGGAAUGGUUGCAAUGGUGUCCAGUUUCAACAGAUACUCUUCGGACAAUUGAAAAGAAAAUAAUGACAUGUUUAAAAACAAAAUAUCGUGGAUGGUAUGUCGAUAUAGGAGCUGUUGUCGGGACAUCAGACAAAGUAUGGACCGUUUCUCUUAAUGAAGAAUCUCCACGAACACCAAUUGUAUUACUUCAUGGUCUCGCAGCAGGUGUUGCUUUGUGGUGUCUUAAUUAUGAUUCAUUGGCCAGCAAAAGACCUGUAUAUGCAAUUGAUCUUCUGGGUUUUGGUCGAAGUUCAAGACCAACAUUCAGCAAAGAUGCAAUGGAAGCAGAACAGCAAUUUGUGCGCUCUGUGGAGGAAUGGCGGCGUGAAAUGAAACUGGAAAAAAUUAUACUCUUGGGACACAGUAUGGGUGGAUUCCUUGCUGCAUCUUAUGCACUUGCUCACCCACAGAGAGUGAAGCAUCUGAUACUGGCUGAUCCAUGGGGCUUCCCAGAAAGACCACCUGAAGCUUCAAGACGCAUUCCUCUCUGGGUUCGAGCAAUUGCUUUUAUUAUGCAACCAUUUAAUCCAUUGUGGCCUAUUCGGUUGGCAGGACCAUUUGGUGAGUGGUUAAUAGCAAAGACGAGACCUGAUCUUACAAGAAAAUUCGCACCAGCACUUGAAGAGAAUGUUAGCCUGAUACCUCAGUACAUUUAUCAGUGCAACGCUCAGAAUCCCACAGGUGAAGCUGCAUUUCGUGCAAUGAUGUCUGGAUUUGGGUGGGCAAAACACCCAAUGAUUCAACGUAUACAUUCCUUGCCUCCAGAGAUUCCAAUAACCAUAAUAUAUGGUUCAAGAUCUUGGGUUCAGAACACACCGGGGGAAACAAUACAGCAAGCUCGCACAAAUUCAUAUGUCAAUGUGCAGGUAAUUACAGGUGCUGGACACCAUGUAUAUGCUGAUAAAAGUGAAACUUUUAAUCAGCAUGUACUUGAAGCAUGUGAGCUGUCAGACAGACGUGAUAGCAGACUGUUGGGUACUCUUACUCAAAAUGGAGAUGAUGAAAGUGAUGAUGAUGAAAGUGAAAGUGAUGCUGAGGGAAAUAUACUGGAGGAUAUACGUUUUGUUCCUAGUUGAAACAGUCUAUGGAUCUCAUAUUUCGUGAAAUGUAAAACUGCAAUUUGUUUGUAGUUGAAUUUGUUGAAGAUUCAAAUUCAUAUAUGCAAUUGUUUUAAAUAUCUUAAAUUUUAUUUAUGAUAAAAUGGAAAUUUAGUGUAAAAUAAAACAUAUUUUAACAUGUAUAAGAUUUUAACAAUUUUUGAAAAUGGAAAAUGGGCCACUUAUUACCAGAUGUCAAAGCAGGAUAUGGAGUAGGGAUGAGACACACAUCUGAAAAUGUAAUUACACUCUAGCUUUUAUAAGUGUCAUUAAUUUCCGAAUUGGAAGAAAGGAAGUACUGAUUAUAAAAAAGGUAUAUGAGAUUUAUGGAUUGAUGUUUAUAGCCAAGGAAAGUUACUUGAUGAGACCUAUCAGUAAACAUAAAUGUGAGUGAGUGGUGGCCUAACUUCACUAAACUCUAGGUUCAACCAUAAUUUAAAUUUUCUCUUUAACCUCAGAUACCGUUAAUUUGCCAGUGGGCAAGUAGACUUCUAUUGCAUGUCACUAAUAUUAGUGAUAUAUAUAUAUAUUUCCCCUUUCAUUGUUGAAUAAGAUUUUAAUUUGUAUAUUGCUUCCUCUUUUCUUAAUUUCACUAUAUUGGCUAAAUACAGAACCACCUCUCUGCUGAUGGCAAGAUAUUACAGAAAAUAAGGAAACAUGAAUAAGACUUUGAGCAGUGGACAUAAUGUAUCCAUGAGCAUAUGUCCCUACGGUUCCUCUUGCUGUAUUGAAUAUGCAAAAUAUGCAAUUCAAAGUUUCAAACUUUUGCACACUUUCCUUUUUGUGUUUCCCUUCAUCUACAUUUCUGCUGCUUAGCUUUUUUUAUUAUUUUGUAUGUCUUCCAGGACUUAUUAUUACACAUGUAGUGUAUAGAUUAGCACUUCCGAAAUUUGUGAGAUGUUGCAUGUGUAAGUAAUGGGAGUAGGGUCCUGUUAAGUUCCAGUCUUCCUUUUGUUGUUCUCUGAAAUCACCUCAGGUGAUCUUCCCUAACUUGUUUUCUAUUUGAGUGAGUGCUGAGUUUAAUGACAUUAAUGUUGUAGGGACUUUGAAACUGUAAGCUAUUUUCUUUACACUAUAAAAAUGGUAAUGUGUCUAUAUAUGGAUGCUAAUACCAUUAGAAUCACAUCAUUGCAUUUUUUCCCAUUGACGAGAUAUUUUUCAAGAAAUGUGUGUGUAACAGUACUUGAACAUCUAUUUUGUAACAUGAUGUGAUAUAUUUGUUACGCUUAUUUCAUGUUUUGUUUCAAUGUGAAAUAAUGUAAAAAUAUCAACAGUGGAUGUUGCUUAAAUCUGUGAUGGACAAUCACCAAAGGAAUUGUUUAGUGAUAAGAAAUUUUGGUAACUAAAGAACAUAAAAGUAAAUAAUAUUUUAGAUAAUGUGUGUAACAGAUCUUAUUUUUACCUCUAACCCUCUGUAUUGGCAUCACAAAAGUAUGAUAUAUAUGCUACAUAAUUAA